Molecule: messenger RNA, 7676 nt
Organism: Ruditapes philippinarum (Manila clam)
Lineage: Eukaryota; Metazoa; Mollusca; Bivalvia; Venerida; Veneridae
Product: CCR4-NOT transcription complex subunit 3-like
Exons: 18
Coding region: 168-2489 (773 amino acids)
Biological process (GO): regulation of DNA-templated transcription; nuclear-transcribed mRNA poly(A) tail shortening
Cellular component (GO): nucleus; P-body; CCR4-NOT core complex
Source: RefSeq, a predicted model, not a curated record
GGAAGCUUCGUUUGUGAAAGUUAUAAGGUCGAAAAGCAGCCAUUUUGAUUUUGUUCAAGAAAAAAACUGAAAGGAUUUCCCCAAUUUUCCAGACACUUUAUUGUCUUAUGAGCUUUUAUGGGCUCUUCUAGCAUGCAUUUGCCACUUUUCUCACAGUAUUCAUAGCAAUGGCAGGGAAUCGUAAGCUGCAAGGUGAAAUUGACAGAUGCUUAAAAAAGGUUCAAGAAGGAGUGGACACGUUUGAAGACAUUUGGCAGAAGGUAUAUAGUUCAGCCAAUGCUAACCAAAAAGAGAAAUAUGAAGCAGACCUCAAGAAGGAGAUUAAGAAGUUGCAGCGCCAGCGUGAUCAGAUUAAAACCUGGCUGUCAAGUAGCGACAUCAAAGAUAAGAGAAUUCUUAUCGACAACAGAAAAUUGAUAGAAACUCAAAUGGAGAGAUUUAAGGUAGUGGAACGAGAAACAAAAACCAAGGCAUAUUCAAAAGAAGGUCUUGGAGCAGCAUCUAAACUUGAUCCUGCAGCUAAAGAAAAACAAGAAGUCACAAACUGGAUUUCACAACAAAUAGACUCUCUUAAUAUUCAGACAGACCAUUUUGAGAGCGAAAUCGAACAACUUUCUACAGGCAAUAAAAAGAAAAAAAUGGACAAAGACAAGGGUGAUCGCUAUGAACAUUUAAAAGCGGCCCAAGACAAACACACAUAUCACAUACAAAAACUUGAGACAAUAAUGAGAAUGGUGGAUAAUGAUGCGCUGCCUCUUGAACAGAUCAAAGGAAUCCGAGAUGACAUAGAAUACUAUGUGGACUCAAAUCAAGACCCCGAUUUCGAAGAAAAUGAGAUGAUUUAUGAUGAAUUAGAGUUAGAUGAUUUAGAUCCAACGUUACAUUCGGCGACGUCGCCCCCUCAUGACGAAGACCGAUUUUCCGACAAAUUAUCAACAACGCCAACGUCAACAAACUCCAGUUCACCAUCACCUAGUCCAGGAAUAACGAAUCAUUCCAAGGAUGAUGAAAGGAAAAAGCAUAAAUCUAAUGAAGAUAAUAGAAACAAAAAUAACAGUGCAACAUCAUCGUCAUCAUCAUCAUCGGUCAGCUCGUCAAGUAAACUACCAAAUACACCUACAAAAAUCAACAGCUAUGACUAUAUUUUCAGCAAUCCACCCCUCAACUGUAUAGAAAAUAGUAAUCACUUGCCAAAUGCAACUCCGCCCACUCAUGGCUGGUUAGACGGACAAAAUAGUAAUUCAGGUUCCCCUAUAUCUUCACGAAUACAAAAUAAUGUGCCACCCUCUGUAUGGCAGCGCACCCCUUCCUCCACAGCUGCUAUGACAAUGAGGCAACUUAACUUUAGCGAAUUAUCCUCUCCGACUAGCGAUACUACAAAGAGCCAAUCAAAUUCAUUAACAAAUCAUGUAUCAGGACUUUCAAGCAGUGUGUCUAGCAGUGUGUUAGUGAACAGUAUAACAUCAUCAAUAAACACUUCAGUGAACUCUGUCUCACCAAACAGUGUAGGAAAUCCCUCCAUCCUGCCCCACGGGGCAUUGCCAAUGCUCAACAAUGGGCAUGGCAAGGAAUCGGUUUCGCCUCCGAUGUUGUCAUCACCAGUAUCGUCUAGUGCAGUAAACAGCAACAACAAUAGUUUAAUCACUUCAUUAUCAUCAUCGUUAUCAUCGACGCUACCCUCAUCUCAGGCAAACGCAAUGAACAGUUUGAGUACAAGUAAGACGGAAAUAUUGCCAGGUGUAAUGAACGGACCUUUAAGUGCUGGAGGAGUUUUACAUAAGGAUGUGUUAUCAGAAGAAAUGUCAUCCUUAAAAUCAAUCGCACAGCAGGCUGUGAUGAACGCAGGUCUUGAAGACCAAAUACCAUCAUCUACAGACUCAACGUCAUCCGACACAAAAGUGCCAUUCAACAGUUCAGUGUCGCAGUUGUCACCUCAACCGAGUCCCGGUUCUCAGGACGGAAGUUUAUCAAGUCAACCUUUGCCACAGACCACGACGAUACACCUCAAUCGGUUACUUGGUGUGGCGCCGCUUGGUCCCGUUCCUCUAGUGAAAGAACAUGUAUAUCAGCUUACCAUGGGAGAGGCAGCAUUCCAUCACCUGCCACAUCCGUCAGAUUCUGAAAGAUUACGGCACUAUUUGCCGAGAAACCCGUGUCCCACACCACCGUAUUAUCCUCAGUUACCUCCACCACAUGCAGAUUCAGUGGAAUUCUUUCAAAGAUUAUCAACUGAAACUCUGUUUUUUAUCUUUUAUUAUAUGGAGGGUACCAAGGCUCAAUAUUUGGCAGCAAAAGCAUUGAAAAAACAGUCAUGGCGAUUUCAUACUAAAUAUAUGAUGUGGUUUCAACGACAUGAAGAACCAAAGACAAUAAAUGAAGAUUAUGAACAGGGCACAUAUAUUUAUUUUGACUAUGAGAAAUGGGGCCAAAGGAAAAAGGAAGGGUUUACAUUUGAAUACCGGUAUUUGGAAGAUCGGGACUUGAAUUGACUAAAAGAUCUAUAUAGGCACUAUGAGUGCCAACCUACAAAAUUGAAAAGUGUUAUCACUGCUGGGUGACACUUGGUGUGAUUGACGGCAGGGAGACAUGGUUACCAUAGUGAUCUACACACACACCUGCAUUCUAUUUGUGCUCACAUUUUUGUUCUGUUGUCAUGGGAAUUAUCCAUCCCAACCAAUCAGUGUGCUUGACUUGAUACUGUGAUCUGAGUUGUGAAAAAGCUUGAAUUCUUGACCUUUUUAAAUUGAAUCACGGCUAGAAUUGAAGCCUUUACAAAACCAUGGUGUUAUAUGGGGGAAAUAAAAGACGUAUUUUUAACUUCAGUGGAUUUUAAACAUUAGGGAACAAUAUGGCAACAGUGACCUUCUAAUACAUAAAAGUUAGUCAUCUGAAUUGGGCACUGGUUUGAAGUUUGACUAGAUGCUCCAUUGUUUGUGACGGCACUUACUGUGCGAUAUUUAAUGAACAUAUAGAAUCUCAAGUGCCUUGCUCAUAUUUUCACUGUUGGCUAAAACUGAGCAAGAACCUGUUUGCUCCAGGAUAACUUUACUGAUAAUAACAAAUCAAAAGAAAUACUCUAGAUCUUCUUGCAUAUGACACUUCUUUUUGGUAUUUUUUUCCCUUUUUUGUUUUGUUUAAAUUUUUUUUUUACCUCAAAUGAUUGCCAAAAAUAAUGUCACGAGAAAUAUUUUGUUCAUCAUUCAAAAGCUAUCAAUGCUGUUGUUAUUUCAUAGACGCCCAUUGUGUUGGUCAAAUAGUACAUUAUGGCUAAGUCUUUAAAUCACCAGAGCUACUUUUGCCAGACAGGAUCGAGUUGUGUGAAUUGAGUGUUUUUCAAAGAGGAGAGGAAUAUAAAUUACGAUCCACAUUCUACUGAAAUUUUUUCGUGUCGAGUAGACGUGAUAACAUUUUGUGUAAAAAAACCGGGAAAGCAUUUAUUCAUACAACGUGGAGGCUUGAAUGGCAUGAUCUCAAUAAAGGAAACUCUGGUCCGAGACAACUCAUCUACUAACAGUAUUUUAUACAGUGUUGAAGUGUGACUGAUAAUUGUGUUAGCUGACGAAAUAUAUAUACGAAGGUGUAUGCUUUUCAUGACGUACUGCAGAGACUGUCUCUGUCAAGGAGAGACUAUCAUUUAAUAUUGCAUAAAUAACCGGUUAUCAAAAAUAGUGCUGCCAGAAUGGGAACCAGCAUUCAGAGAACUAUCUAUAUAUUAAAUAUAUACAGAUAAUGUAUGUUAGACCUAUUUUAGAAGUACUCCAGCUACAAAAUCUAGUCCUGUUCUACUCUUCCCCCAACCCUACUUCUAUAUAAUUAUUAUAUAAUAAACUUGUUCAGUUUGUUUCUGUUCACAUGUCAUGUGUAAUUGUUUCAAGAUUGUGAUAGGGUAAAACCUCUCUGGUAGAUUUUGUUAAGUUUAUAUUGCCAGCAAUAUUUUAUUUUGUCAGUAAGCAACCUGAGUAACUGUUGUCUAACACAACCAAAAUGGAUCUUUUUUUAAUUGAACGUUGUUACUUGAAAUACUACAAAAUGUUGUUUUUUUGUUUUUUUUAGUGAUAUAUCUGGAAAAAAAAUUCUUUUAAUUCUUUUUUUUUUACGAUGAUGACUUAGCAAAGAUUGUAAAAGAAUUGACAGAAGUUAGUGUUGCUAAUGAACAAAGUAUGAACUAUUUAGAAGUGUUAUAGAAGUAGGUCAGAAAGAAUCUGAAUAUUCGGAUAUUUCCAGUUAUUUACCAUCGUAAAAUGCAUUUUUUAUUCCAAGUGCAAUAAAAGCAUGGCUAUUAUUUCUCAUCAAUCCAUUUGAAUCACACGAAUAACUUGGAAAUAUCUGAACGUUUUGUUCCCGAAGGAAUAUCUGUAGCUAGUCAUGGAAUAGCGCCUAUGAUUCUUCUGUCACCUCCGUUGACAGUUUAAUUGUUUAUAAAUACCUUUGUAAUGACAUUAUAAUUAUGUUGACAGUGCAGACAAAAAUGUAUAUGAACUUGUUACUAUAGUUUCUGUUAACGUAAACUGUUGACCAAGAUUGCUAUGCAAAUUGCGUUUUAUUCAGCAGUAAAUGAGGGAAUAUCUUUGAAAAUUAAUAUCUUUGAAAAUUUUAUUUAUAAAUUGUCUUCAUUAGAACAAGAAAAUGAAAGGUUUUUUUAUAUUGUCAUAUUGUUGUCUUUUUUUUUCUUCAGGGUAUUCUGAUUGUAGAUUUUUGAUAUUUGUAGUUGAAACUUUCAUGACAGUCUAUUUUGCUUUACUCUUGAUAAGUUCAUGACCUGUUAACUGGGAUAUUUUUCCAUGUCGUUUUCCUGUCAUGUGAUAAAUCAAACCAAACCUUUUUUCCCCUUUGUUCUUGUUUCAAUUGCAGCUUCACACCAAAACCUGUAAGUCACGAGACAAGAAAAUAAAAUCAUGGGCCUGAGAAAAAAUACAGUCUAUAUUUUUAAACCUCUUCACCUACUAUAUUUGUGGAAUGGUGCUUUGAAUUUGGAACAAACCAUUUUGAAAAUUUAGGGACUUCAAUAUUUAAAUACAAAAAUUGAGCUAACAAUAGUAUAGAGCAGUGAUGUUCAGACUGGCCUGACACUGUAAGGCUAGCCUAGGCUAACCACAUGGUUCCAGCAGGUUUUGGGUUAGGCUACUAAUAAGUACAUUUAAAGAUAUAUAAUUUAGUGAUUCUGUAACUUAUGCAGUUUCAGAGUCAGACUUUACAAAAAUGUAUAAAAUUCACAUGUACACGAUUAAAAUUGCCAAAAACUUCCUUUAAUGUGGAUAAAGCUAUAAUGGGGAAAAAUAAUUGUACUACGACGGAAAUCAUCUCAAAAUAACGUGGUAAAAAAAUAAUUAAUGAAAAAUUCAGAUAAAACUGGAUGUGUAUGUGUAAAAUCAUUGCUAAAUUACUAAAACAUGCUAUGCUGUAGGAUAUACAAAUAAGCAAACAUUUACAAUUCAUGUGCUUAUUCUUUUUUCUAAACACUAUUUGAAAAUGUGAUUUUUGCCAGCUUUUGAAAAAUUAUUUUGGAUAUUUCACUAGUUUAUAGCUCUAUACCCUAUAGCUUAUUCACAAUGCAGAUAUUACUUGUAAUUGAAGAUAGAAGAUGGGGGUGGGUGUUAGGGGGAGUAAUGAAUAAUAAUAACAUUGGUAUAAAUUUUGAGGUGUUUUAAAUCUCUACAAUAUAAGAAAAUGGAUACCUCAUAGGAAAGAAUGAUUAGGGAGAUGUAAAUGUAGCGGGUCCCUGUAUAAUUGGUAAUUAUUGGUGCUCAAAACUUUGAGACUUGAAGUUUAUAUGAUGAUAUGGCAGAGUGUACUUUGUACAUUUUAGAUUUUAUAUAUUUAACACCCUGUUAUAUUAUUGUAUUUACUGAAGUCUCUAGGUUGAUGUGAAAAUGAUUGACAGUCAAAAGAUCUGAUAUUUUCUCCCCUCUGUCUCUUUACCCUGCUGAAUGAUUCUUGAACCCUUUCUUACCAUGUUAAAUUUACAAAAAUGGACUUGCUUUGUGUUUAAAUUGGAAUUAUCCAUUGUUAAAACCAUAGCCUGCUGAUUUACAUAAAUGGACUUGUCCAGUUUCUAUUUUUGGAAUUGUCUGUUUUCAAUUUCGGGGAUAUUAAGAUGAGACUCUGAAGCUAAUUAACCAACAAUAAAAGAGCCAGGGCAGGCUACACUGAGGUGCAGGCUGGCCCGGCACGAGACCAGUGGCAAAGGCUAAUCUCGUUUUGGAUUCAGAAAGUUAAGGGUUAAAUUUGGAAGUCUCCAUUGUUAAUAUGAGUGUAUUUAUAUCAAAGUGCUAAUUAAAUCUGGCAGUGGACAGUAUUAGAGUCCAGUAAGAUUUCAUGGGGGGUUGUAGGCUUGCUAGGCUUAAUACUUGCGACAAGGGCAAGUUUCUACAGUAGUUAUUUGGUAUUCAAGGAACAUCUUUAUAUUCAAUUUCUCCUUCCAAUCCUGUUUUUGCCUGUACAAUUACCCAAGUGUGAAGUCAUCCCCACAUUUGCUUAUAUCUUGAUUUUUGAGGGACUUUUGUCGAGUACAAAAAAAACGAAAAUCGGUGUACCAACACUUUAAUAGAAAAGAAUGAGAAAGAUCUUUUUCUUACUCUUGUUUUUUUCUUUCCUCAAGUUUUAUUGUAAUGUAUUGAUAUAUGAGAUUUGUCAAGGUGCUUCUGGUUUUAAUGUUACAUAUAUAUAUAUAUAUAUAAUUAUAUAUAUACUAGACAUGAAGACUAGAACUGUAUAUGAGGGAAUUAAUAAUCAUCAACACUGUAUAACAAAUAUAUGGCCUUUAUGAACAUGUGAUUUGAUACAAUGUGCAAUAAUGCAAAUUAUCAAUGUUUUGAUAGAUUUUUGUACAGAUGUAGAGAAUAUUUGUAUUGAUAAUAUUUGUGGAAAAUAUUCCAAUUGUUAAAUAGAUAAAAUAACGAGUGCUUUAUUGUAAAAUAUUUUUUAAAAAAGAUGAAAUGAGUUAAAAAUAUGAACCGAUAUAUUUUCAUGAGCAAUUCAAGGCUUCCAUAUAUAUCCAAGUAGUAAACAUUCCAAUGUGUGACGAUAAUUGACGCAAGAGCUUCUAGAAUAUUUUUUUUUUUUGAACUUGGUAGCUUUAAUUCAUUGUUUUCCUCGAAGUUCUUCUAUUAUUGUUGCUGACUGAAAUAUUUCGUACACACUAUGUAUUUUUCUUCUUCUCUAAUUAUUAUUUUUUUGUCUAUUGUAUUGAGCUUACAAACAUAAUGGAGCAUUUAGCCAUAUGGUUAAACAUAACAUGUGUGAAGUAGAUCACGUUUCAGGGGAAAUUAAUCUUGUUCUCUCUUGUCAUUGUUAAAGUUGUGAUAAUACUUUGUAAGACAUUUUUGGAGCUUUUUCAGCAGAAACCAGGGGAGACAACUCUGUGUAUGAUGAGUGUAUUUAUUUGACUUACCAUGUAAGAGUUGUCUCUCCUCGUUCUGUUAGCUCAACUCAAAACUGUUGGUUUUUAGUCUAUACAGAUUGUAUUAGAUGAUUGUGUAUGCGAUUGUGACUGUCCUAUUUUUGUACAGCAUAUCUUGUGAUACCCGGGUGUUCGCCUCUGGCACGGCUCAGAGCUGUGGUAGACUGCUCUGCCAUUACGCUGAUUACCUUGUACAUAUAUGACUGGGGGCCAAAGCACAAGGGUGAUCAGACCAUGCUGCAAACAAAGACAAAAAUAAAAAAAAUGAUUUUGUCAA